Molecule: messenger RNA, 2993 nt
Organism: Pimephales promelas (fathead minnow)
Lineage: Eukaryota; Metazoa; Chordata; Actinopteri; Cypriniformes; Leuciscidae
Gene: nemp2
Product: nuclear envelope integral membrane protein 2
Cellular component (GO): nuclear envelope
Source: RefSeq, a predicted model, not a curated record
UCCCACCGAAUUUGAAACCAAAAACAUUAGCUUAGCUCAUGUUAGCUUAGCGGAUUAAAUUAUUAACCUGCUGUGUCCUUCAAAUCCAUCCAUUGAGUCUCCACAAAACAUGGGGAAGUUAGCUGCUUUUAUAUCCGUUUUAACUCUAUUGUGUGCUUACGGGCAAAGUGCAGUGGGAAACUCAGUGGGAAGAGGAUAUUCAUAUGCAGAUUGCACCUAUGUGAAAGGAGACAGUGCCCACGAGUAUUCUGGGAGUCGAUGCUUCUGUUACAGCUCUGGUACAGUAAUCAAAUGGAAGGACAUCUGUUCCACCUUCAAGGUAAAUGUGACAAGUGAAGAGGACGUCUUUAUUGUGUUCCCGAUGGAGACACAAAAUUGCAACCAUCCGGAUGAUGCUCUCACUGUUACUAAGUGCUUUGUUGAACACUAUUGGCCAUCCACUAUCCAAAGAGAGAAGUCUUUGGACAUUCCUCUGGUUGAUGAAGAUGUCUGCUUCAUGACCAAAUCGGCUAGAAGCAAUACUGUGUACACACUGCAUGUCUCCAAAAAACGGUUAAAUGGAAUGUGCCUUCUGCUUUUUGUGUGUGGGUUGGCACUGUUUUAUAGAGCGGGAAACAUAUGCAGGAGCUCACUGUUUUUCUACACAGCUGGAGUUUCAUUGGGAGUCAUCGCCAUAUUUGUCCUCCUGACACUUCUCCUCCGAAACGUCAUACCAAAGCGAGGGCUGUUCCUGGUAUUGUUGGGUGCUGGCUCCAGUCUGUCCUACAUCGGGAUCCAGAGGGUGUUAAACGAAUGGGAUGACAUUGUGACUGAGCACUGGAUAGAAUUACUGGUAUAUGUGCUCAUAUCAGGCUUAUUUAGCUUUGCUGUAUGCUAUAAGCAUGGCCCCAUCACCAACAAACACACCCUCAACUUUAUGACCUACUGUAUGCAAGUAGUAGCCAUGGUGUUGCUUUACUAUGGGAUCACAUUCCCCCCUGCCUACUACGUACUGAUUGCUGUCCUGUUGUGCUUGAAGAUUCUGCCCUUGGUCUGGAGCCUUCUAGUGUGGAUUUGCAAGCUCUUCUGCUCAUUCAUAAGUUUGUUCCGGAGGAAGAAACGGUCCACUAUCAGGCUACUGACGGAGGAGGAGUACAGAGAGCAGGGAGAGACUUACACCAGAGCCUCCCUGGAUGAACUACGAGAGCACUGUAACAAGCCUGGCUUUCCUGCAUGGGACACUGUGUUGAGGCUCAGAUCACCGCAGAAGUUUGCCGAGUUUCUGCGCAAUGGGAGCCACAUCAUUCAAGAGGAGCUUCAGAGUCAUGAGAAUCAGUACGGGCUUGGUGGGGCGUACUACGAGAACGUGCUCUUUAACAGCAGCUCCAGCGACACCCAGUCGCAGAGGGAAGGCGCAGAGGACAGUAGCGAGGACGAGCCGGUGAGAAACGGUCCUGCAACCCUAAAUAAUAUCCCCAGUCCUGCUGUAUACGCCCCAGCCGUCUGCCCAUAUCCCCCUGCCACCUACACCCCUCAGCCAGAACCCAUGGAUCCAGAAGACCAGGAUUUCUUUUGAAAUUGGGCUGCAAUCCGUAUGAAGAGUGAUUUUUAUGUUCAUUUUAAAAAGACAUUUUGAAUUGCACAAUAUUGUUUGGAAGGAAUGACUCUUAAGGAACAUUAGUAAGUCCAUGGAGAUUUUAAAAUAGUCGCUCUCUCUCGUUUGUUUGUUUAAAUGAUCUCUUUUAGGCAGCGUGGGCUGUUACUAUAUUUUUUAAGCAGUGUGUAUUCUCAUACCCAAGUGAUGCAGAGCUGGGAAUAACACUGUAUUGUACAAACUGUAUGUUAAUAGAUGGUGGAAAUCAUCAGGACAUCAUAGCAGUCGACUGAUCAAGAGAAUGACUCCACACAUACAGUAUAACGGCAGCAUGUGUAAUUUUAAGGAAAUAGUGCCCUCUAGUGUUAGUUAAAGAAACAGUUCACCUAAAUAUGCUAAUUCCUUUGUGGAAAAAAAGAGGAUGUUUAGCUGAAUCUCCAAGUUGCUCUUGAUCGUGUAGUUAAAUUAAAUAGGGAUUUCUGCUUUACAAAAGCUCCUAAUCCAACACCAAAGCGUCUACAUUUGUUGUGUAUCAAUAUGAUAGAAUAUCAUAGUCAUACUACACUAUAGCAGCCAGAACGGAUUAUAAUUGAAUAACAACAAGUGUCUCGGAACUUUGCGUUUUUUUCUUCUUUCCACUAUUCACAUUUGUUAACGCAUAAAUGUGUUCUGUGUGGCCAUUAUGGAGCCAUUCACUCAGGACUUUUUUCAACGAUUUUUCAUUGUUUUUUGUGCGUAAACAGGGUGUAGACAAGAGAAAUGUGUUUUACCUAAAGUUGCCUUUGUGUCUUUUAAUAGUCUUGACAAAAGUGAUGUGAUAACUCCACUGCCAUGCGUCUCGCGUCAUUCAUACAGUUUUUGUUUUUUUUUAUCGCUGGGUUUCUAUGUAAAUGUGCUAGACCAACAGGGUUUAAAUACAAAAUUAUGCCUUCAGAAGGAUAGUUUAUUAUGUUGAAUAAUUUUAUGGUCCUUUUUGGUAUUUUUACCUUUUUUUCCCAAAAAAAUCUCACAAAUUAAUAGAGAUAUUAAGUUUCGGUGUUUCGGCUUUUGCUCAAAAUUCAUUUUGAGUUCUCCUAAGGUCCCUUGCAAAAGGUUUGUUUUUUUUGCUGGGCUAAUGAAUUGGUAUUACAAGUGAAUGCAAUGUUUCCCUGGUUGCAAAAACAUGAUAUAUAUAUAUAUAUCACAUUUAGAGGCUUUGUAGAAUUUUCAUUUUUGGGUGACCCAUCCUUCUAAUGAAUCAACUCAAAGUAGAUGGUCUGCAUCCAUCCAUACAGGUGUAAAUAUGUAUGUCCUGCCAUUUCAAAUUUUUUUCUUUUUAUGGAACUUUUAUCUGAAGAGAGAAUGUAUGUUUUUAUAAACAUUUCACUUAUAAUUGUUACCAUUCUAUUUAAUUAAAAAUGACACAUGGCUAAAUUCUCAA